Ictalurus furcatus (blue catfish) is the source of this 1188-nucleotide messenger RNA. RefSeq names its product dual specificity protein phosphatase 23-like. Lineage: Eukaryota; Metazoa; Chordata; Actinopteri; Siluriformes; Ictaluridae. The coding region runs from base 565 to 1161 and encodes 198 amino acids. Gene Ontology annotation, biological process: protein dephosphorylation; cilium assembly. The transcript is spliced from 3 exons. Gene Ontology annotation, molecular function: protein tyrosine/serine/threonine phosphatase activity. The record is from RefSeq and is a predicted model, not a curated record.
AACAAGAAGAACAAAAACAACAAGAAGAAGAACAAAAACAACAAGAAGAACAAGAAGAAGAAAAACAAGAACAAGAAGAACCAGAAGAAGAACAAGAAGAACAAGAACAAGAACAACAAGAACAAAAACAACAACAAGAAGAACAAGAGAAGAACAACAACAACAAGAAGAAAAAGAACAAGAACAAGAAGAACAAGAAGAAGGACAAAAACAAGAAGAAGAACAAGAAGAGGAACCAGAAGAAGAAAAACAAGAACAAGAAGAAGAACAAGAAGAGGAACCAGAAGAAGAAAAACAAGAACAAGAAGAACCAGAAGAAUAAGAAGAAGAACAAGACAAGAACAAAAACAACAAGAAGAAGAACAAGAGAAGAAGAACAAGAAGAAGAAGAAAAAGAACAAGAAGAAGAAGAAGAAGAAGAACCAGAAGAAAAAGUGCCAGUAGUGGCUUAAUGGUUAAGGCUCUGGUUUAGUGUCCGGAAGGUUGGGGUUCAAGCCCUGGUGCUGCCACUGUUGGGCCCUUGAGCAAGGCCCUUAACCCUCUCUGCUCCAGGGGUGCUGUAUCAUGUCUGACCCCAACUUCCUGAUAUGCUGGGAGUGUGAAAGAGGCAGGCAGGUGUGUGGAGAAGAUCACUUCCGGAACAAGGAAGAGAAAGCGAGAGAGAGAGAGAGAGACAUGGAGAACCCUUCUGGCACUCCACCAAACUUCUCCUGGGUGGAUGUUAAUAAAGUGGCAGGACUGGCCUGGCCCUCCAGCCCAGCUCAUUACCGCUUCUUACUGGAGAAGGGGAUUAAACACCUGGUGUGUUUGUGUGAAUCCAAACCGCCGGCUUAUGAGAGCUGUCCGGAUCUCAAACUGCACCACAUCGCCAUGGUGGACUUCACUGCACCGAGUCUGAGCCAAAUCCAGACCUUUAUUUCUGUCACUGAACACGCCAACGCAGGACAGGCCGUUGCGGUGCACUGUAAACACGGCCUCGGCCGCACGGGAACCAUGCUGGCCUGCUACCUGCUGAAGACGAGGAAGAUCUCCGGAGCGGAGGCGAUUAAAACCAUCCGGGCGCUUCGCCCAGGAUCCAUCGAGACGCGCGAGCAGGAGCGAGCCGUGCUGGAGUUUCAGAAGUACCUCCAGGAGAGUCGUGAAACCACAAUGUUAAAAUAAAUGUACUGUAUUGAUUUUUGAGUUUAA